GGCUGUCUCUGUCUUAAAGAGAGCCGUGGAGCUGGACCACAGCUCGCGCUUUCAGGAGGCUCUGGUGUGCUACCAGGAGGGGAUCCAGCUCCUGAUGCAUGUACUGAAGGCUGUAAAAGAUGAUUCAAAGAAGGUCCACUACAGAGAGAAGAUCAAGGGUUACAUGGACCGAGCAGAACAGAUCAAAGACCAUGUCAACAAACCGAAAGAAGAGGGUAAAUACCACGAGCAGAUAAAGGUAGCAGACAGCUCCACUGGUUUCAGCUAAGAAUCCCUCUUCAAGCCCUACAUCAGAGACGGACUGACUGAAGUCUGGGUGGAGGACCCUUAUGUACGGCAUGUCCAUCAGUUGUAUAACUUCCUUCGUUUCUGUGAAAUGCUGCUGAAAUGCCAGUGUAAAGUAAAGACGAUUCACCUUCUGACCUCACAGGACGAGGACAGCUCUGCUCAGCAAACCAGUGCCCUUGCGGAAAUAAAGCAGUCGCUGCAGAGUCAAAACGUCUGUCUGGACGUCCAGUACUCAUCUACUAUUCAUGACAGGGAGAUCAGGUUUAAUAACGGUUGGAUUAUUAAAAUCGGCAGGGGACUUGAUUAUUUCAAAAAACCAAAGGGUCGCUUCUCUGUAGGAUACUGUGAUUAUGAUCUGAGAGAGUGUCAUGAGACUACUGUGGACAUUUUUCAUACAAAACACACUAAGAAGACAUAAUCUUGAUCGAAAAGCUUCUCCACUGUCUGGCAUAUCUAUGGGGAUAACUAUAAUUUUGAAGGCAAUCCUCACAUACAAACCUGGACAACUGGAAAUGUGCCUUCUGAGCCCAUUUACAGCUGUUAAAUAAAGCAAAAGGAGUGAUUUUAUUGCCUGUUUUAAAAUGCUCUGAUAUGAAUCAUUAUUAUUAUAGUAAUUCCAACUAUAGUAAUUGCUAUUACUUCUAUUGUUGUUUUUAAACAAUUUAUCCACGAGUAUAUAAUGGGGUGAUUGAUAUGUAUUUAUUAUAUGUUCGCCUCUGUAAUCAUAAAAAACGAAGUGCAUGUGUAAAUAAGGUAGUAGUCUGUAAAAUGUUCUUCACUAGUAAGUUCCCUUAAUAAAAACGUUUUGUAAAUAUAUCGCGUGCAGCAGCAGCGCCACCCUGUGGUCACUGGGAGAACUUCCAGUCGUCGUGUAAAAGGGAUUGAUCUGUGUUAUGUUACAGCAUAACGUGAAGAAUCGCUCCACCGGCUCGGUUAAAGAGCAAGUGGAUGCCAGAGAUCACCUCACCUGCUUUUUCUCUGUGAUUUACAUCAGUAUGUGAGUGUACGCGACUACAUUAUAUUUAUAUUAAGUUUUAGGACAGUCAUGUUUCAGUUAUCGUGUUAAUUUUGAUUUAAGAUAGUGUUAUAAUGGUUACGGUAAGUUUGUGUUUUGUUUUUGAAAUUGAAACUCAUAAAUAUGCGAGAAUUGUGACACGUGCAGACUGUACAAACGAUAACCCAUAUAAUUCCAUGCGUUUCUGAAUAUCUUUUUAUAUAAAUUCAUAUUUAUAUGGGCCACUUGAUUUGGGACAAUCAUAGCCUACUGUAAAAGGCUUGCUGUUUGUGAAAG
Messenger RNA from Carassius carassius (crucian carp), 1579 nucleotides. It is a transcript of the gene mitd1, whose product is annotated as MIT, microtubule interacting and transport, domain containing 1. The record is from RefSeq and is a predicted model, not a curated record. Gene Ontology annotation, biological process: midbody abscission. The transcript has 7 exons. Gene Ontology annotation, cellular component: midbody. Lineage: Eukaryota; Metazoa; Chordata; Actinopteri; Cypriniformes; Cyprinidae.